AUGUUUCGUUUGGCGAUUUCUGCUGUUCGGAGUAUACGGCCUCUUUCGAUUUCGUAUUUGAAUGCAGCCAAUAUUAUUAGUAGCAGUUCGAGGAACUAUGCUACUAUUCAAAACUUAAGGACGCCCAUUCACACAUGUAUCAAACAAAAUUCGUUGUUGAAUAAUACACAGAUUUUGGAUAUAUCAUCGAAUUUGAGUGUUGUCCCUGUUAGAACUGUUACAAAAUUCAGUUUACAUAAGGGUAAAAGGAAGACAGUGAAGGCAGCAGUACGACGAUUCUUCCGUUUACAUUGGGGAGGAUGGAUAAGGACUAAGGUGGGCAGGAAUAAGAAAAUGUGGAAAAAAUCCUCUUCACAAAAGAGAAGAUUGAGGCAACAUGUCUUCUGCAACUCUACCCAGAGCACAAUGUUAGAUAAAAUGGUGACAAAGUUUUGGAAGAAGCCAAAGUACUAUGUUGAUGACCCUUACGCACCAUACCAUACAAGAGAAGAAUUCAUUACUACGAGGACAAAACCUUUUGUGAAACAAUGA
Messenger RNA from Spodoptera littoralis (African cotton leafworm), 531 nucleotides. NCBI's taxonomy places the organism in Eukaryota, Metazoa, Arthropoda, Insecta, Lepidoptera, Noctuidae. The record is from the annotation of a GenBank genome assembly.